This is a messenger RNA of Charadrius vociferus (killdeer), 3947 nucleotides long. RefSeq names its product coatomer protein complex, subunit alpha (gene COPA). Gene Ontology annotation, cellular component: COPI vesicle coat. Gene Ontology annotation, biological process: intra-Golgi vesicle-mediated transport; retrograde vesicle-mediated transport, Golgi to endoplasmic reticulum; intracellular protein transport. The transcript has 33 exons. Gene Ontology annotation, molecular function: structural molecule activity; protein binding. Lineage: Eukaryota; Metazoa; Chordata; Aves; Charadriiformes; Charadriidae. The record is from RefSeq and is a predicted model, not a curated record. Bases 7 to 3720 code for a protein of 1237 amino acids.
AGGGCGAUGCUGACCAAGUUCGAGACUAAGUCGGCCCGGGUGAAAGGGCUCAGCUUUCACCCUAAGCGGCCGUGGAUCCUCACUAGCCUGCACAAUGGCGUCAUCCAGCUGUGGGAUUAUCGGAUGUGCACCCUUAUCGACAAAUUCGACGAGCAUGACGGACCCGUUCGAGGUAUUGAUUUCCACAAACAGCAGCCUCUGUUUGUCUCUGGAGGUGAUGAUUACAAAAUAAAGGUCUGGAAUUACAAAUUGCGCCGUUGUCUCUUCACUCUGCUUGGGCACUUGGAUUAUAUUCGCACUACCUUCUUCCACCACGAAUAUCCCUGGAUCUUGAGUGCUUCUGAUGACCAGACCAUUCGGGUUUGGAACUGGCAGUCCAGAACUUGUGUUUGCGUGCUGACAGGACACAACCACUAUGUGAUGUGUGCCCAGUUUCACCCCUCUGAGGACCUGGUAGUGUCAGCCAGCUUGGAUCAGACUGUGCGCGUUUGGGAUAUUUCUGGCCUAAGGAAGAAGAACCUGUCCCCUGGAGCUGUGGAAUCGGAUGUCAGGGGAAUAACGGGGGUGGAUUUGUUUGGGACAACAGAUGCGGUUGUGAAGCAUGUUCUUGAGGGCCAUGAUCGUGGGGUGAACUGGGCUGCCUUCCACCCCACAAUGCCACUUAUUGUGUCCGGAGCUGAUGAUCGGCAAGUGAAGAUCUGGCGGAUGAACGAAUCGAAGGCCUGGGAGGUUGACACUUGCCGGGGACAUUACAACAACGUCUCAUGCGCUGUCUUUCACCCGCGACAGGAAUUAAUCCUCAGCAAUUCAGAAGACAAGAGCAUCCGUGUAUGGGAUAUGUCUAAACGCACGGGUGUCCAGACCUUUCGGCGUGAUCAUGAUCGCUUUUGGGUAUUGGCUGCUCAUCCCAACCUCAACCUCUUUGCUGCAGGCCAUGAUGGUGGCAUGAUUGUGUUCAAACUGGAGCGCGAGCGGCCUGCAUAUGCUGUGCAUGGCAACAUGUUGUAUUAUGUGAAGGACCGUUUCCUCCGCCAGCUUGACUUCAACAGUUCAAAAGAUGUUGCUGUCAUGCAGCUGCGAAGUGGUUCCAAGUUCCCUGUGUUCAACAUGUCAUACAACCCAGCUGAGAACGCUGUCCUUCUCUGCACAAGAGCCAGCAACUUAGAGAACAGUACUUAUGACCUAUACACCAUUCCCAAGGAUGCAGACUCCCAGAAUCCGGAUGCCCCUGAAGGGAAACGUUCCUCCGGGCUAACAGCUGUGUGGGUAGCUCGUAACCGCUUUGCAGUCCUGGAUCGCAUGCAUUCGAUCCUAAUCAAAAACCUGAAGAAUGAGAUCACGAAGAAGGUGCAGGUGCCGAAUUGUGAUGAGAUUUUCUAUGCUGGCACGGGGAACCUGUUACUGAGGGAUGCGGACUCCAUCACCCUCUUUGACGUGCAGCAGAAGCGAACUCUGGCCUCGGUGAAGAUCUCCAAGGUGAAAUACGUCAUCUGGUCAGCAGACAUGUCCCAUGUAGCUCUGCUGGCUAAGCAUGAGGGUUCCCUACCCUUACUCUUUUGGCUUUCCUCUCCAGCCAUCAUGAUCUGCAACAGAAAGCUGGAGUCUCUGUGUAAUAUCCAUGAAAACAUUCGCGUCAAGAGCGGUGCCUGGGACGAAAGCGGUGUUUUCAUCUAUACCACCAGCAAUCACAUCAAAUACGCUGUCACCACGGGGGAUCAUGGAAUUAUCCGCACCCUGGACCUGCCUAUCUACGUUACCCGCGUGAAGGGGAACAACGUGUACUGCCUGGACAGAGAGUGCCGCCCCAGGGUCCUCACUAUCGAUCCCACAGAAUUCAAAUUCAAGCUGGCAUUGAUCAACAGAAAGUACGAUGAGGUGCUGCACAUGGUGAGGAACGCUAAGCUGGUGGGCCAGUCCAUCAUUGCCUACCUGCAGAAAAAGGGCUACCCAGAGGUUGCCCUGCACUUUGUCAAGGAUGAGAAGACCCGUUUCAGCCUGGCACUGGAGUGUGGCAACAUUGAGAUUGCUUUGGAAGCAGCCAAAGCUCUGGAUGACAAGAAUUGCUGGGAGAAACUAGGAGAAGUGGCCUUGCUGCAGGGAAAUCACCAGAUUGUGGAGAUGUGCUACCAACGCACCAAGAACUUUGAUAGGCUCUCCUUCCUCUAUCUCAUCACUGGCAAUCUGGAGAAGCUUCGGAAGAUGAUGAAGAUAGCUGAGAUCCGUAAAGAUAUGAGCGGCCACUACCAGAAUGCCUUGUAUCUAGGAGAUGUGGCAGAGAGAGUGAGGAUCCUGAAGAACUGUGGGCAAAAGUCCCUGGCCUAUCUCACAGCUGCAACUCAUGGUCUGGAUGAGGAAGCUGAAAGCCUGAAGGAAACAUUUGAUCCUGAAAAGGAAACGAUUCCAGACAUUGAUCACAAUGCAAAGCUGUUGCAGCCUCCUGCUCCUGUCAUGCCUCUGGAUACCAACUGGCCUUUGCUGACUGUCUCCAAGGGGUUCUUCGAAGGAACAAUUGCUAGCAAAGGCAAAGGGGGGGCCUUGGCUGCUGAUAUUGAUAUUGACACUGUUGGCACUGAAGGCUGGGGAGAAGAUGCGGAGCUGCAGCUGGAUGAAGAUGGCUUUGUGGAUGCUGGAGAAGGCUUUGGAGAGGAAGGUCUGGGUAAAGGACAGGAAGAAGGAGGUGGAUGGGAAGUUGAAGAAGAUUUGGAUCUUCCCCCUGAACUGGAUGUUCCUGCUGGUCCAGCAGGAGCAGCAGAGGAUGGAUUCUUUGUGCCGCCCACCAAGGGCACAAGCCCAGCUCAGGUGUGGUGUAACAAUUCUCAGCUUCCUGUUGACCACAUUCUGGCAGGCUCCUUUGAGACAGCAAUGAGACUCCUCCAUGACCAGGUGGGAGUAACAAAUUUUGGACCCUACAAGCAGUUGUUCCUGCAGACUUAUGCCCGUGGCCGUACGACCUACCAGGCUUUGCCAUGUCUCCCUACCAUGUACGGAUACCCACAUCGCAACUGGAAAGAAGCUGGCUUGAAGAAUGCCCUCCCUGCCGUUGGCCUGAAACUCAACGACCUCAUCCAGCGCCUGCAGCUCUGCUACCAGCUCACUACAGCUGGUAAGUUUGAGGAGGCCGUGGAGAAGUUCCGCUCCAUCUUGCUCAGCGUGCCUUUGCUGGUGGUGGACAACAAGCAGGAGAUUGCUGAGGCCCAGCAGCUGAUAGCCAUUUGCCGGGAGUAUAUCGUAGGACUCUCGAUGGAGAUUGAGCGGAAGAAGCUGCCCAAAGAGACCCUGGAGCAGCAGAAGCGAAUCUGUGAGAUGGCUGCCUAUUUCACCCACUCCAACCUGCAGCCUGUCCACAUGAUCUUGGUGCUGCGUACUGCUCUCAACCUCUUUUUCAAACUCAAAAACUUCAAGACAGCUGCUACUUUUGCCCGUCGGCUGCUGGAGCUGGGUCCAAAGCCUGAGGUGGCCCAACAGACUCGCAAGAUCUUGUCGGCAUGUGAGAAGAAUCCCACUGACACCUACCAGCUCAACUAUGACAUGCACAACCCCUUUGACAUCUGUGCCGCCUCUUACCGACCCAUCUAUCGUGGCAAACCCGUGGAGAAGUGUCCGCUCAGUGGAGCCUGCUACUGCCCCGAGUUCCACGGCCAGAUCUGCCGUGUCACUACGGUGACGGAGAUCGGGAAAGAUGUCAUUGGGCUGCGGAUCAGCCCACUCCAGUUCCGCUAGGGCAUGCCUGUCCUGGAGAGGUGUGAGAUCGGAGGGAAAUGGUCCCGUUUCACAGUAUAGUGUGGAAACUUUCACCUCCCACCAUUCCAGUUUUUAGUUUAGUCUCUUCACUGGAGCCGUGCCUAUGCGGUGUCUUACCUGCUCUUCCCCACCCAGGAAUGCUGUAGUGAGACUCUUCGCUGCUUCCAAGUAGUAGCAACUUGUGCUUCUGUUUCCAGAUCCAGCUG